Molecule: messenger RNA, 2066 nt
Organism: Myotis lucifugus (little brown bat)
Lineage: Eukaryota; Metazoa; Chordata; Mammalia; Chiroptera; Vespertilionidae
Gene: ABHD15
Product: abhydrolase domain containing 15
Molecular function (GO): monoacylglycerol lipase activity; short-chain carboxylesterase activity
Source: RefSeq, a predicted model, not a curated record
AUGCGGCUCAUCUGUAAGCCGUCGGCGCUGGCACAGUGCCUGCUGCGCGCCUUGCGACGCUUGGCGGCGCUGGAGCCGGGCCCGCGCUCCUGGCUCUCGGGGCCCCACCUGCAGACCCUCCGCCACUUCGUGCUGCCGGCGGGGCCGGGCCGGAGCUGGCCCGGGGAGUACCUGCAGUUGGGCCGACAACGGGCUGGUGCCCUGGACUGGUCGUGGGACCUUUGCGCCCGGGGCCGUCGAGUCACCAACGCCGGGGGCUCUGCCGGCUGCUGCUUAGUGAUCCCCAAUGCGUGGGGGCGCCUCACCCGCAACGUGCUCGGCCUCUGCUGCUCGCCUGAGCGCGGCUACUACCCUUGUCAUCUUUCCACCGCGCGCCACAACGGCUGCCCGCUGUCAGCCCCCGUCUGCAGCCCUUUCGGGGAACCCCCGACCUCAAAGGAGGCGGUCACUUACAUCCGCUUCCGACCCCGCGCCCCGCUGUUCGCGGUGAGCGAGGGGCCGGGGUCGGCGCUGCUGCUGUCCUACCUGGGCGAGUGUGGCUCCUCCAGCUACAUGACGGGGGCCGCCUGCAUCUCGCCGGUGCUGCGCUGCCGCGAGUGGUUCGAGGCCGGCCUGCCCUGGCCCUACGAGCGGGGCUUCCUGCUCCACCAGAAAAUCGCCCUCAGCAGGUGGGUAACGGGGCCGCAGACCUGUGAGGGGUCUCAGCUGCCCAUCCUGGCCUCCUCAUCGGGGGCCCCAGGCCUUCUCCAGGGAGGUGGCAACAGCAAAGAUGCCCCUCUUCCCCAGAACAGUUGCUCUCAGGCUCCCAUUGGGGAACUCACCUGUAAAUCAUACCGGGCCUUGACUGACUUCUUCCGAACAGAGGAGAGGAUAAAAGGGCUGAGCAAGCACCGAGGCUCAUUCCUCGGGGGCCGGCGUCGCUGGGGAGCCCUGCAGAAGCGAGAGGUCUCUCCCUCUUCCAGCCUGGAUGAGAUCUUCAGCUGGAAGCGAUCAUAUACCAGGUGAAACCCAGCCGGAGAACACCCUGUCCUGCACGGGGAACAGAGGACUGAGUGGGGCGAGCAGCUGCAGCUCUUUGCCACUGAUUCAGCCCUUUCUUCUUUUCUGGUCUGUGGAGAGAGAGGGAGCUCCCAGCUACCUGCUACUUACUUGACCCUGAGCAGAACUCCUGCCCAGGCUCUGCUCCACACAUUCCUGCUCAUCCUGGUCAGCAGCUGGAUACUUCUGGUCAUUGUCUCCUGUCACCGACCGUAAGCCAAACACUAGCACCGUUUAAACCCACGGACUCAGGAUAAAAUGCUCUCUCGCCAGCAAUGACUACAAGAAGAUGAGUUUCUGUGUCAUUGGGCAGCUCUGCUCCACAUAAAUAAUCAGCUCUGUGACCCUGAUGCUCAAGCUGAAGCCACUUCUGUAGUGAGGACAGGAAGUUUGCAUCUCAGUCCCACUUCCCUCAUUUCAUUCUGCGGUUGUGGCACCCUGCUGACUUCAUGCACAUCGUGGAUGUGGCCUCGAAGAGCCGCGUGGCUGUGUCUGCCUUGAGUGAGAGAAAGGCGGCAGCGGCCCUCAGUGCAGUGCUGAGCUGCGGUCACUAAGGCCACAAGGGAGAGACGGCGAAUGCCUGUCUGGAAUACUAAGGCCCGUCUUCUGCAAGUUUCCAUUGGGAAUGGAGCUGAUCUGAGGCUUCAGCCUAGGACUCAAGCCUCACUGGACAGAUCCCAAGGAUGAUUUUAGGAACAGGAAGUCCUCGAACACCGUCUACUAGACCAUGGCUCAAGAAGUCAGACUCUCAGGGACUUUAGCUGCUCCCUCGGGUACCAUUUCUGGGGAUUAUUACUCCAGAGAGCUCUGGCCAGAGCUGCUUUUCUCUUGGGAGGUGGGCUUUCUCUAAGUGGUGAAAAGUAUAAACCUCAUACCUUAGGUGUUGUCUGGCUAGCUGCCCUCUUUUCUGACACUACUAGUAGCCUCUCCAUCUCCGGAACCUGGAGAAACAUCUGGGACCAGGGAAAACAAAAAGUUCCAAGAUGUUGGCUAGAACUGACUCAGUAAUUUAUAAAUAUUUCACAUUA